UUGGGGACUCCCUUGGGUCCCUGGAGAUCAAUAUGAGGGGUCGAGGGCUUUCCUGGGGGGAGGGCUGCCCAGGUGGGCCCACAUUGGGGGCCACCAGCCAAGUUCCAAGGGCAGGGGCUUUGGGGUUAACAGCAUCAAGAGAGGGAGACCCAACCAACUGGGGGUCCCCUGGCCCCCACCCUUUUCCAGACCCCUCCACUGAGCAAGCCUUCCCAUGGCGGACGCCAGCGAAGACCCCACCGUAUUCACUGCCCACUCUCUGCCCAGUGACCCCCGGCUCUGGGCCACCGUGACCAACGCGUACUUGGGCACACGCGUCUAUCAUGAUACGCUGCACGUGAAUGGCGUGUACAACGGGGCCUUGGGGGACACGCACCGAGCCAUCCUGCCCAGUCCCCUCAGCGUCCGGCUGGAGGCCCCCGCGGGCACCGGAGAGCAGCUGACCACGACCUUCGUCCUGGACACCAACACAGGUAGCCACUGCCUGCCCCCCCCACCCCGGCCGUGUUCCAGGUUUGGGGGGCCCAUGCAGUCCUACCCUGGCAUCUCCCAACUCAGGGUGCCCGACUCAGAGAAAGGAGCCCCGGAGGCGGCCUUCUCCUCCCUGCUCAGCGCCCUGCCCGAGCCCGGGGCCCCAGGAUACGUCUGCCACGGACUCAGCCCCGGGGGCCUCUCCAAUGGGAGCUGCGAGGAAUGCUACUGGGGCCACGUGUUCUGGGACCAGGACCUCUGGAUGUUCCCCAAUGUCCUCCUGCUCCAGCCCCAGGCCGCCAGGGCUCUCCUGCAGUACCGCGUCCAGACGCUGGGCGGGGCCCUGGACAACGCCCGGAACCUGGGCUACCAGGGAGCCAAGUUUGCCUGGGAGAGCGCGGCUUCCGGCCUGGAGGUCUGCCCCGAGGACAUCUACGGGACCCAGGAGAUCCACGUCAACGGGGCCGUGGCGCUGGCCUUCCAGCUGUACUACCACAGCACCCAGGACCUGCAGCUCUUCCAGGAGGCUGGCGGCUGGGAUGUGGUCAGCGCCGUGGCUGAGUUUUGGUGCAGCCGUGUGGAGUGGAGCCCUGCAGAGGAGGAGUUCCACCUGAAGGGAGUCAUGCCCCCUGACGAAUACCAUUCCGGGGUCAACAACUCCGUGUACACCAACGUGCUGGCCCAGAACAGGUCAGACCCAAGACCCCAGCCCACCCCGCCCGUCCCCAGCCGGUGGGUGGCCGUGGCUGAUAAGAUCAAGGUGCCCUUUGACCCGAAGCACAACUUCCACCCCGAGUUUGAUGGAUAUGAGCCUGGAGAGGAGGUGAAGCAGGCAGAUGUUGUGCUCCUGGGGUACCCCGUCCCCUUCUCCCUGAGCCCUCAAGUUCGCAGGAAAAACCUGGAAAUGUACGAGGCUGUGACGUCGCCCCAGGGCCCGGCCAUGCGGCUGACUGCCCCGCCCCUGCAGGUGUGGACGGAGAACGCCGACGGGUCCGGCGCCGUGAACUUCCUGACGGGCAUGGGGGGCUUCCUGCAGGCGGCGCUCUUCGGGUUCACAGGGUUCCGGAUCACCCCAGCCGGCGUGACCUUUGACCCCAUGUGUCCGGCGGGGGUCUCUGGCGUGUGUGUCUCUGGCGUCUCCUACCAGGGGAGCAAGCUUGACUUCCCCCCUGGCCUGCCCUCCCUCCCAUGCCGUGGACCUCACCCCAGCGUGCCCUCUGCCCUCUGCCCCCAGAGCAUGUUUGCCGUGGGCUGGAUGGAGCUGAAGGACGCCAGGCGGGCACGGGACCUGCUGGACAGGAGCUUUGCCAACAUCACCGAGCCCUUCAAGCCGUCGCAAACCCGGCUCCCCCUGCGCCCAGGACACAAGGUCUCCUUUCCCCGCUCUGCUGGCCGGAUACAAAGGUCACCCUUGUAGGAGCCGAGGCAGCAAGUUCUGCUCCCAGAAUGUCCUGGGAGAAACUGUUGGAGACACUGGAGCCCACGGCACCCCCCUGGACACCUGUGGGCCCCCCAGCCCCGGCGCCCCUCACCUGGUGCCGUCCUGGCUUUAGGGACCUCUCGGGUCCUCCCUCGGGCACUCCGUGGGCGGCUGGCAGCACCGCUCCUCCUGGUCGCCCUCCUGGCCUGCCGUCUGCCUCCACCCUCCUCCACCUGGCAGCCAGGCUCACGGGCUCCAGGAAAGGUCUGGAUUCUUUGGCCUGAAGUUCAAGGCUGCCUCUCGCCCGACCCCUUCCCUGCCUAACCCGUACCCAUUGCCUCCCUCACCGGCAUGCCUGCUCCUGCCCCCAGGCUGACCCUGCACCUGCCGUGCCCGAGUCACUU
Molecule: messenger RNA, 2295 nt
Organism: Myotis brandtii (Brandt's bat)
Lineage: Eukaryota; Metazoa; Chordata; Mammalia; Chiroptera; Vespertilionidae
Gene: PGGHG
Product: ATH1, acid trehalase-like 1 (yeast)
Biological process (GO): carbohydrate metabolic process
Molecular function (GO): catalytic activity
Source: RefSeq, a predicted model, not a curated record